AUGGAAGAAAGAACUAGAACGAUAGCGGAAUCGACCGAGAUCAGUUUAAAGUGCCGUCUUUGCUUGCAUAAUGCAGAUUUUAUGGUUGAAAUUUUUGGUCCGCGAGGCCAGAAAGCGCACAUGACUGGAAUGCUGUUGGAGCAUUUAAAUCUCACGGUCAGAGAAGAUGAAAAUCUUCCAAAACACAUCUGUCUUAAGUGCUGGCACACGGUAGAAUACAUUCAUUCGUUCGUCCGACAGGUGCAACAAAACCAAACCGCCUUGGGGAAUAUGCAGCAGGACAAAUGGAACAACAGUAUCUGUCAAUCGGAAUCGAUGCUUGAAAGUAGGAAAAGCUUCGAAUUUAUUAAAGAUGCAAUUGAAUCCCGAUCAAGCCCACCUUCGUAUGAUGAGGCCCAGAAAACGAAACGUGUAACGCAAAUAGCGCACGAGGAAGUAUUAAUAGAAAUCAUCGAAGAACCGUACGAUGAUGUCUCAGUAAGAAGCGAUGAUGGUCACGGUUCAGAAAUUAUCGUACAUGAUCUACCCCCGGAAGACUCCAACGACAUUGCCACGAUAGAAGAACCCACUUCACAAGGGAAAAACUCCGACUGUGAAACUACCCAGGACGAACAAACGGGUAUAGUCAUUCGAGUGAAUGAUUAUCCAUUUCCGCAGAUGAUUCGGAACGGAAUAAUGAUUGUUCGUGGAGAAGAGUUGGACAAAUGUUUAGCCGCUUAUUACGGUUUAGAGUGUGAACUUUGCCGACAACAAAGCUGGACCACAAUAGAACAACUUUUCAACCACCAUCGGCAGGCACACGGUAAGCAGGGUUUUGUUAACUGCUGCGGUAAAAAGAUUGAAAAGAAAAAGCUCAUGGCAAUGCAUUUGGCAAGGCAUGUACAACCGGAAGCAUUCGAGUGUUCAAUAUGCAAGAAGAUGAUGACAACACCACGCAUACUUAAGUCUCACAUGCAGAAUCAUCUACCGGAGGAGGAAAGACCGUACAAAUGUGAACUAUGUCCACGCCGUUUCGGCUAUGUCAGUGCGCUUCUUAUACACGCUUCCGUACACCGCAAGGAGAACGAAGAAAAGGGUGUCUACCAUCUAUGUUAUGGCUGUGGACGUGCGUUCCGGUCCGGUGAUAAACUGGCGGAACAUAUUUCUGAUGCACAUAAAACCGACGGUAGCAGCAAUUGCGUAAUUUGCGACACGUGUGGUAAAACGUUUAUAUCCAAGAGUAACCUCAACUACCAUCUUACUACGCACCAGCCGAAGGUAUUGCACGAGGUUCAAUGUGAACGCUGUGGAAAAUGGCUCAAGAACAAACUCUGCCUCCGUAAGCACAUGUUACAACACUCCCAGGUUCGCCAUGGAUGUGAUCAGUGCGACUACACAACGGUUAACAAGCAGAGCCUAAAGAAUCAUCAUCGGGUCCAACAUACGGAUCACAAACCAUUCGAAUGUCCAUCCUGUGGUAAAUCUUUUAAACUAAAGAGUAAUCUCCGGGAACAUCUGGCCCAACAUGAAACGAGGAAAAAUUACUCGUGUGAAUUUUGUUCGCGUCGGUUCACCUCCAAAAGCAAUUACUACUGUCACCGCAAGCGAAUGCAUUUUGCCGAGUUGGAGCAGCAGAAGGAACAGAAAGAAUAUGAAGAAAGAAACGAUCGUAUUAGACAUAUACUUCAAAAGUGA
Anopheles marshallii is the source of this 1674-nucleotide messenger RNA. Its product is annotated as zinc finger protein 12-like. The coding region runs from base 1 to 1674 and encodes 557 amino acids. Gene Ontology annotation, cellular component: nucleus. The record is from RefSeq and is a predicted model, not a curated record. Gene Ontology annotation, biological process: regulation of transcription by RNA polymerase II. Lineage: Eukaryota; Metazoa; Arthropoda; Insecta; Diptera; Culicidae. The transcript is spliced from 4 exons. Gene Ontology annotation, molecular function: zinc ion binding; DNA-binding transcription factor activity, RNA polymerase II-specific; RNA polymerase II transcription regulatory region sequence-specific DNA binding.